Molecule: messenger RNA, 2055 nt
Organism: Oncorhynchus kisutch (coho salmon)
Lineage: Eukaryota; Metazoa; Chordata; Actinopteri; Salmoniformes; Salmonidae
Gene: pdgfrl
Product: platelet-derived growth factor receptor-like
Exons: 6
Coding region: 249-1358 (369 amino acids)
Source: RefSeq, a predicted model, not a curated record
ACCAGAGGGCAUCAGAGCAUGCAUUUUAACACAGGUAGAAAAAGCAAGAGGUCGAGAGAGAGGAGAGAGAGAGAUUCCCCUUUCUUCUCUUCUCCUUCAUUCCACUGAGGAGGAUGGAUAUAUUCAUCUAAUCUAAACAGGGCUGCUGGAGCCAGCAGAGAUCCAGGCAGUGUAGCACCCAGGUCUGACAUCUCUCCUGCUGGGACCCUCUCACUCUGCUCCUCGAGUCCCAUUCGCUUCUGCUCACCAUGAAGCCCUGCUGGGUCCUUUUAACUCUGGCCAUACUCUGGCUGGAGCUCCAAAAUGGUGCCUGCCAGCAGGUCAAUCGUAGGAAGGAGGCGGGAGAGAACCGCAUCAGGCCUGGAGGAAAGCGGGCCAAGGUUCGCUACCCCAAACUGAAGGAGAAGGAGGCAGGAGGAAGAGGGCAGUCCAUCCUGACCCAGGUCCUGGAUAAGGGCCGUUUCCUGAGGCUGGGAGAGAGCGUGAGCCUCAGCCCUGGUAACAACAUAGAGCUGCGUUGUAAAGGCAGUAACAUUGGCUGGUCCUACCCUAUAUACCUGGACACCUACAAUGAUUCCCGACUCAGCAUCAAGAAGAGUGACAAGUACAGCCAGUUUAUCCUGACGUCUCCCUCUGCUGCCGACACAGGGAUGUACAGCUGCUGGGUCACACUGUGUGACGGAUCGGAGUGUCUCAAAGACCCUGACCGCACCUCCAGGACUUAUAUCUACUUCCCAGACAAGGAUGAUCUCUUCGUCCCCUCCACCAUCCACUUUGAGAUUGUCUACCUGCGUCCGGACAGGACUGCUGUUAUCCCAUGUCGUGUGACCAGUCCGCUGGCCAAGGUGUCCCUGCACAGAGAGGUCCCCCCAGAAGAGAUGGAAGUGGACGGGACACUGGUCUCCUACGACCCAACCAAGGGCUUCAUCCUCCAGAAGCCCAGUCCAGAGCACCAGGGAGUGUUUUACUGUAAGGCUGUGACCAAGGCCAUCCCACAGAUCUCCACAAAGUACCAGCUGCUUUACGUGGAGGUGCCCAGUGGCCCACCAUACGUUACCAUUGAAGCGUCCCUUUCCUCUGCGAGGGGAGGAGACAACAUCAACAUCACCUGUACUGUCCUGGGAGAGCCAGAGAUGGACGUCACCUUCACAUGGACCUAUCCUGGCCAGAACCUCCGUCCUGUUAGUGUGCGUGAUUCGUGGAGGCUGAUCAACAGAGGAAUGGGACACACCACCCGCAUCUCCCAGAGCGUCAUAGCCGUUGAUGACCUGGAGACCAUCGACUUUGGAAGAUACAUAUGCAGAGCCAAGAACAAGCGUGGGGAGACCGCUGUGGCCACCAGUGUCCACUCUAACUAGCCACAAAUAACACUUAUAACCUGUAUAGGAAACGUUUCACAUUAGGCCUCUUGCAGCUUGUGUAGAUUUCAACUAUAUGUUUGCCACUUUGCUGAGGUUGAUUGACCAAUAAGGCUAGCACAGGAAGUAUACUAGUUGAGCUAGUAUACUCAAAACCAGUGUCAGUUUGACUAGCUGUUAUCCAGUAAGAAUCUGUGUAAAUAUCCAUUUAGAAAUAUUAAUGUAUCCAGCUUAUGUAGAUGCACAUUUACUCAAUGUCUCGGAGGACAUUAAAGAUAUCUUCAUACAUUUACCUCCUCUGAUGUAUGUAUGGUGAAGCUCUUCCUGGGCACAUAUUUCCCUUCUGUGGGGAAAGACAUUUUACAAUGAAACAAUAUUGGAUGCUUUGUUGGGGGAUUUGAUAAGUCUAAAAGGAAAACCGUAAUGUGAGAGAAGCCUCUGCUCCCUCUCUCUGGUGUGAAGGGGAAGGAAUAGAAACCGUGUGCCCUGCCUCAGUCCUAAUGGACUCCGUAUGUGGAAUGUGAAUUGCAGGCCCAGAUCUUAUUUUAGUCCAGUAUAACACACGUACUGCAUUUCCACCUCUCUCUCUCAACAGAAACGCACUAGGCUGUUGCGGUCUCUUAGAAUGAGCUAUACUGAACAUUUAAAGUGUUGGUUUCAUGAGCUGAAAUAAAAGAUCCCAGAAAUGUUCCAUACA